Messenger RNA from Linum tenue, 1236 nucleotides. Lineage: Eukaryota; Viridiplantae; Streptophyta; Magnoliopsida; Malpighiales; Linaceae. The record is from the annotation of a GenBank genome assembly.
UAUUAUGAACUUUCUCUUCCCCAUGUCACAGUUCACCUGACCCAACAGUUUGGUAAUAUCUAGCUUUCAACGCCUGCAGACAAAAAGCAGAAAGCAGCAUAUCCAGCUCCCAUACUUUUGCUUAUUAUAGCUCCCUUUGUCUGGUUCCAAUAAUUUGAUCCGAGUCCUAUACCCAGAGUCACAUGAACAACAUCGACAACAAAUUCUCUCAUGGCGAUCAAGAGCUCAUCCUGCUCCAAUCCAUAUGGAUCAGCUGCUGCUGCAAGUUUUGAAGAACAUCUCAUGCAGCAGAAACUACUCUUCUCUGCCAAUCUCAAGGAAUUGAAGAGUCUCAGGAAACAGUUGUACUCUGCAGCUGAACAGUUUGAGGAGUCUUACAGGGAUGAAGUCAGGAAAGAGAUGGUGAUAGAUACCUGCAAGGACUACACCAUUAAAGCCCUGAUCAAUACCAUCGACCACUUGGGUUCCGUGGCGUACAAGAUGAACAGCUUCCUCGACCAGACAACGAGUGAAGUUGCAGAAAUGGAUCAACGAUUCGAUUCCCUGGAGCAGAGAGAGAAGACAUGGCAGCAUUACACAAACCGAGGAGGGAUCUAUCAGCACUCUCUGGCGUUCAAAGCUCCCAAGUACCACAAACAGUACAUAAUUCCAGAGAACGCGAAGGAGGCUGCAGAAUGGGAAGGAGAGAGCGUGACGACGGAGGAGGAUGAAGCUCGUAGUAGUAGAAGUAGCUCCAGCCUCGAAUUCAACUUCCAUCGUUUCACCAAUGCUGUUCAAAAGAAAACCAGUGGCAGCAGCCCUUCCACCUUUCUGAGAGAAGGGCAUUCACAGUUCACGCACUCACAGGGGUCUCCAAGACAACCACCGUUGGCAUUUUCAUGGAGUCCGACUAGUAGUAGUAGUGGUAGAAGUAGCAAUAAAAAAAGAGUAGACUCUCCAAAACGGUACCCUCUUAUCCGAUCGGGAUCUCUGUAUCUCAAGAGAUCAAUUUCUCCAAACUAUGCCAAUGGGAAGCAAAGGAAUCCAUCAGCUCCACGGAGAUUGGUGACAUGGCCGGAACAUAGAGGAAUAGAUGGUGGGAGGAAUGAGAAUGAGCGGCAGGCCAGUAAAAGCAAACGCCUGUUCAGGGCCAUGGUAAGCUUGCGGGGAUCCAAGAAAGAUAAUGGUUCCAUCUACAAGCAAUUAGACGAGAUCUGAAAACAAGAAGUUAGAAGGAAGACUUUGGAGAGGACACAA